Messenger RNA from Mesocricetus auratus (golden hamster), 5916 nucleotides. It is a transcript of the gene Tia1, whose product is annotated as TIA1 cytotoxic granule associated RNA binding protein. NCBI's taxonomy places the organism in Eukaryota, Metazoa, Chordata, Mammalia, Rodentia, Cricetidae. The transcript is spliced from 8 exons. The record is from RefSeq and is a predicted model, not a curated record. Gene Ontology annotation, cellular component: cytosol. Bases 2769 to 3515 code for a protein of 248 amino acids. Gene Ontology annotation, molecular function: mRNA binding.
UACAACAGAUAAAUAAAACACUUUUAAUUAGAAGUGAUUUUACAUAAUAAUAACUGUAACUUUGUUGUGACUGUGAACCUUAAUUUUAACACUUUAAAUAGAACAUAUUCCAUUAUUUAGAAAUCAUCCAAGAGUCUUACCAGCAGGUUAUGCUCCCACUAGUGAGUAACUAAUUGAUCUUUGGUUGUCUUAGACCCUUGCUCAGUUAGCAGCACUUCAUCAGACUGCUGUCAUAGACAUUUUUAAACUCCUGAAAGUGUGCUGUGAUUAAAGAGUUAUUCAGGCACUUGUAUGAUUACAUGCAUUUUAUGUUAAUUUAAUAAAAUAAAACCUCAACAGUUUUGAUUGAAAAAGCAGUUGUUAAAUGUUACUUCCUUGACAUUUAAUUCCUACCCUGCUUUAAAACUUAGCAAUAGUGCUUUGUACUAUUUUGGAAAACAUUACAUUUGAUAGUAGCUAUGUAUUUCAGGAGCUUUGUCAGUAUUAAUUCAGGGUAGUAUUCGUCAUAAAAGAGCUUGAGAAGUCUGAAAAGCAUGCCAUAUUACAGUAAGAAUAACAAGCAGUUUCAGUGUUUAUUCAGAAGCAGUUGUUGAGUUUAGGGGAAGUUUUAUAGGGUUUCUGAUUCCUAUGUUAUUGUGUCACUAGAGCAAAAAUAAAAAGGGAGUUCUAGCUAUGACUAGUUUGAGCAAAACAGCAGAUAAAGGUGAGGAGAUUAGAAAGUAGAUGCCCAUAGCAUUGUGAUGAGUUUUCAAUUGAGAGUUGCAGUUGGUUGAAAGACUCACCUUGAGGGUAAGACAGGAUUGGAGCUUACAAAUGGACUUUUCUGUUAAAUGACACUUUCCUUUAUGAGAACUGGGUAAGAAAACAAUAAGAUUCUAAAUUCUUGGUUGUUUUUUUAUAAGCUGUGUUAGAAUUUCAGUAGUGGUUGGUUUGCUUUCAAGUAUCUAGACUAGGCAGGUCUUACUUUAACUUUUUCUGUCAAGCUCUAAAAGUCCUUCUCUGCAAAUCUUGUACAUUUUCAAUUUGGUGUAGAGAAUCUUGGUAAGUUUCAUCCUGUCCUCAGAGUAGUCACAGGACUACAGAAGGCUUAAGAGUUCCAUGCUGCUUUCUGUGCAGGUCAUUUUAGAAGGAAGUAAGGGUUAAGUAUAUUUCAGGGGCUUAUACUUCUGAGACACUGGAAAAAAGAAAAAUGCUUUUCUAACAUUGUGAACAAGUGGAAUAGCUAUUUUGGUGGAUUUUUAAUUUUGGUUGAAUUACCUUUUCUGGUGAGAGUUUUAGUUAGAAAUUUAGACAAAGAUUGAAGGGCUGAUAAAAUGGUUCAACAGAUAAAGUUGCUUGCUACCAAGCCUGAUAAUCUGAAUUCAAUCCCAGAACUCCACAUGGUGGACAGAGAAAGCUGACUCCUGAAAAUUGUCCUCUGACUUCCAUACAUCCAUACACACAGACACAGACACACACACACACACACACACACACACACUAUUUUUUUAAAUGUACAGUUAAAUGACCUUCAAGUUUUGAAGUUUCAUGACUUUGAUAUUAUAAACUAGUCUAUCUAUUUGCUAAAUAUGACUACAUCAUAUUUUUAGUCUGGACUUUUAUUUGUGUAUUUUCACAUGUGUGUGGGUGUGUAUGGGCGUGCGUAUGUCAUCCUCUAUCACUCUCCACGUCAUACAUUGAGGCAGAAUUUCUCACUAAAACCGAGAGCUCAACAAUUCUAGUCUGGCAGCUUACUCUGAGCUCAACAAUUCCACUAGUCUGGCAGCUUACCCUGAAUAUCCCUUGUAUCUGCCCCCCAAGUACUGGAAUUCAAGGUGGGCUGCCACCCUGAACUGAUGUUUAUGUGCUGGAGAUCUGAACUCAGGUCCUUUCAUUUGCAUGCUAGCGCGUUAUCUGCUGAGCUGCUGAGCUGUUUUCCCAGCCCCAGUAUUUGGAUUUUCUUAAGGGCUCAUAAUUGUUAGUAUAUUAAUUUUUUUCUUGAUAAGGCCUUUCUGUUGAGGUGUGUUUAAAUGUUAGCUUAUACAGGAAGUUAGCUUUCCUAAAUUUAAAAACUUAUUUGACAAUUGAAAAUACACAUUCGGUUUUUGUUGGUGUUGUUUCUUGUCUUAAGGCAACAGACUGAUAAGAAUAUUAAAGAGUUUUUACAGUAGAUAUCUCUGUAGGCAGUUUAUACCAUGCUUUAUUUAUAGAAGGUGUGAGGUACAUGAUGGUGUGUUAAAUAUAUAAUGUGAAAAUAAUUCUUUCCCUAAUUUAUAUAACUCAAGUGUUACUUGAGUUUAGGGUCAUAUAGCAAAUUUUGAUAUAGAAAUAAAUCAACUAGCAAAUUAAAUGCAUGUGUGCCUUGUAGAUAAUAGUUACGGAGAAAGGGCUUACAUUAGUUUUCCCUAAUCAUCAAAAUCUCUCAUUUUGAUUGCACUUAAUAAGACACUUCUAAACUGAUCUAAAAUAUGCUUGUGUAUACUUACAAUUACAUUGCAUGGCUUUCUGACUUGGGUUCUUGUAAACAUGCCUGUUUUGUUCAUGUGUCUUGAGAGAACAAGCAUUGUGACAUACCUGGCUAAUUUAAAAUAGAUUGCCUGUGAAGCACAAUUUGAGUCCAAUUUUUUGAGGUAUGGAGUUUUAGCUAUCGUGGCUGGGUUUUUACUCAAUCUCAAAUAAUAGGGCUCUGGUUAUUUUGCAGAGUGUCUCUGAAGAAUGGACAGAAUUGCCCUGGCUAACUACAAGCUACGGUUCACAGUGGAUAAAUAGAUGCCCGUGUGGUAAAAGACAUGGCUACGGGGAAGUCUAAGGGAUAUGGCUUUGUCUCCUUUUUCAACAAAUGGGAUGCGGAAAAUGCCAUUCAGCAGAUGGGUGGCCAGUGGCUUGGUGGAAGACAAAUCAGAACUAACUGGGCAACCCGAAAGCCUCCAGCUCCAAAGAGUACAUAUGAGUUGAAUACCAAACAACUGUCAUAUGAUGAGGUUGUAAGUCAGUCUAGCCCCAGCAACUGCACUGUGUACUGUGGAGGUGUGACGUCCGGACUGACAGAACAAUUAAUGCGUCAGACUUUUUCUCCAUUUGGACAAAUAAUGGAAAUUCGAGUCUUCCCAGAUAAAGGAUAUUCAUUUGUUCGGUUCAGUUCCCAUGAAAGUGCAGCGCAUGCGAUUGUCUCUGUUAAUGGUACUACCAUUGAAGGGCAUGUGGUGAAAUGCUAUUGGGGCAAAGAGACUCUUGAUAUGAUAAAUCCUGUGCAACAGCAGCAAAAUCAAAUUGGAUAUCCACCACCAACAUAUGGCCAGUGGGGCCAGUGGUAUGGAAAUGCACAACAGAUUGGUCAGUAUGUGCCUAAUGGUUGGCAAGUACCUGCCUAUGGAAUGUAUGGCCAGCCGUGGAGCCAGCAGGCAUUCAAUCAGACCCAGUCUUCUGCACCCUGGAUGGGACCCAAUUACAGUGUGCCGCCACCUCAAGGGCAGAAUGGCAGCAUGCUUCCUAAUCAGCCUGCUGGGUAUCGAGUGGCAGGGUAUGAAACUCAGUGAAAACAGACUACAGAAUGGAAGCCAGUGGCUUGACUGCUACAGGGAGGGUAGGAAUCAGUCAGUACAAAUGCCAGAUAACAAUGUAUUUAUUUAAAAGAUUCAUUUUUUUAAUCAUGAAAUUACUUUCAUCCACAUUGUUUUAAAAAGGAACAAAAUGGUGGAUGUCUGCCAAUUUUUGCCUUCAUUAUCUUUUUGAUAAAGUUUCUCAGAUCCUUGUUUUAAAGACAAAUGCAGGGAUUGCUGCCGCUUUUUAAAAAUUAAGAGGCAGAAAAUUGCACAAUGUUGAACUUUUUUCCACUAAAGUAGCGUGCAGUUUAGUUUGCAUUCCUGGUAUGAUUUAAAAUAUGUAAUAUAGAUGUAAAAAGAGAAGCCAAACUUGUGCAAAGUCUAGAAGUUCUUUAUAACUUUCAGCAUAUGCACAAUUCUGUGUUAGUUUUAAAGAGUAGGCAUUACAUGACCUAUGCCAUCUCCACUGUUACCCCUUUUGAAUUUUUAAAUGUAAAUUAUUAGUUUAUAUCAUUUUGUAUCUACAUUUUUCACAAACUUGUCCUGCCUUAUGAAAAUUCUGUAAAAUAUUGUUAAAUGAAAAAAAUGAUGUUCACUUAGACUGAAAACUUUUCUCAGAUGGACUGAUAAUUGCAUUCAUCUUGUUUUUAUAUGAGAAGGUGCCUCAAGGAUUCCCUGUUGGAUUUGUUUAAAGGGAUUUUUAUCUUCUGUGAUAAACUUUGCCAUCUACCAAGAACUAUAAAAACAACUUGUGACUAAGGAGACUCUGCAGCGUGCUAAGUCCUCACCCACAUCAGCUUCAUGUAUCAGCAUCUAUGUUUACACGUGUUAUUUUCUGAGAGAUUUCCACAAGUAAUAUUUUGAAGUUAGCAACCUUUGUAUGUCAUUCCUUUCCUAAAGGUGUCAUGAAGAGUUGGCGUGAGACGGGUUUUACGUUUGCAUGUGAAUAUCACAUACACACUUUGGUAGUCUUUGAUACAAGCUCAUCUGUUCUUGUUUUCAAGAAUUUUGAGACACAAAGUUGUAUGUAAAGGAAUAUAUUAAUUUGUUUUCUAGUUAUAUUUACUUGAAAGAGUAAAUCCACUUCAUUAUGUACAAAUGAUAGCUGUGAAACUGUAGAAUAUUCCUCUGUCAGGCUUGGGAUUCAUUAAGAACUCCAAAAUUAGCCUGUAGGACCAGCUGGGCAAAACUUUUUUAAAUAUUCAGUGGCCAAAAUAUGAACAAACAAACAAACAAACAAACCCUUAAAAUUCUACCUCUUUAAAUAGCCAUCAAGGAAGAGGCUCCUCAACAUAGGCAAGACUUUGGUUCUUUGGUACCUGAUCUCAUGGAGCUUCCACAUUAUUAUUUUUGAGGUUUGCUCUUUGAUGGCAUUGUUCUUGCCUUGGGAUUUCUAAUACAUUUCAGAGUCUCUUGGUUUGGUUUGGUUUCAGUGAUGACCACAACCUCCUCCUUGACAUCAGAGAGAAAGGAGCCCCUGUGAAUUGUGGGUUUUGAGACCCGCAGAGAGCUCCCAGCAUAUUACUUAGGCCUGUGGAAUUGGAAGCAUUUCCUGGCCUGUAUCUUCCAGGUAGGAGCACAUGACUCUAACCUGUUUUCUAAGCCAGUCCUCUUGUAAAAACAGAGCCCAGGAAGAUAGCUUGAAAUGUGUGCUUCUCUGGAGCUCAGUUCUAUGCAGUUGUGCUGAUGUUUCAUUAAGUCACUGUGUAUUUUUAAGUACUAAUACAUUGAAAUUUGCUUUAUGGAAGAUGAAUAAAUUUUUUAAAAUACUUGGAAAUUUUAUUUCUUUGUAAACUUCUACAGAUCAGGACAGGCAAUAAAAGCAGCUUAAAUGAAAUAAAAAAAAUUUAAAAACCACACAUCAGGAAGCUAUUUUGGCUAAUUCUUUUUUAGCUAUCUUAUUUCUUUUCUUCUGACUUUUGUUUUUAUUUUAGCACCCUCAGAAUUUUUCUCUAUUAAAGAAUUUUACUUCCUUUGCAACUCAGAUUGCAGGAUCAUUUAGUCACAAGUAAUUUAUUUUGUGCAAAAGUGUAGUUUCUUCUUUUGACUCAGUACUGAGACUUACUAGCAGCAUGUUCUUAUUGCACAGAUUUUAAAAUUCAUGUUGUGGUAGUGACGUGUUCCUGUUGAAAGACUGACAUUUUCAGGAACAUAGAUGGUGUUGGUUUAAAUUUCAAUGUUCAAUCAUUUAAAUCGUUUUCAACCUAAAAAACUUCCUCUUGGUGUAAGUAUCAGGUAAGGAAAUUAAGGUUUUUAAAGUGAAGUUCUUUGCAAUAUGCAUUCAGAUUUUAUUCUCUGGUACUGUAAAGAACCUGAGUGACUCUCAGUGGGUCCUGGAGCCAGUAUUCUUUAUCCUGACUGUUUGGAUAUUAAAAUUCCUUUAUGUUUUCUAUGA